CCCGCCUACCCCCAAAUUACAGGAAUCACGCCCGUUUCUUUUUCUCUUUCACUCAUUCCACGUUCUUCACCCAUUUCCUCCUUCCAUCAUCGUUUCAUUCCCCUUCCUUGCAUACGGCCGGCGAACAAGAAGAGGACCAAAGGAAAUGACCACAUAUGAUUUCCCACCGCUUCAAUUCCUUCAAUUCAGGCGACAUCCAUCCUUCCUUCCAUCACCGUUUGAUUCGACCGCCUCUACAAAAUCGGUGGUAUUUUUGCCCAUAUACCGAGUAUUUUUUGCCAUAUUCACCAUUUGUAUUCAAACCGUUUCCAUAUACCUUCCAUUUCUUUUAUCUUUCACUUCCUCCCUACGUCUCUAUCUUCUCAAUUUCUCUCCACCAUCCAAUUUCACCGCCCCUCGUGUAUCAAGCCACAUGAUUUUGCCGAAGGCGUCCAGCAGCAACACCGUAUGCAAGUAGCUUAUCUGUACUCACCGAUACAUCCCUGCCGUUUCUUCUCCUCUUUCACACAUAAUCUUUUGAUCAACCAGUAUCAUUCAUCUAUAGCUCCUUUCGUCAAUUCCAUUACCCACGAAGAUAUGGAUAUGGCACUCCAUCUAGAUUUUUCAUCUUUAUGAGGAGAAGCUCACUAAUAAAACCAGAGCAUCAUUGAUUCAAUUUUAUACUUCUACUAGAGAGUGGUAGUUAAGAGUCCUAAUAAUGUUUAGAAAAAACCAUUGAUGGCAGAGUUUCUACAGUAUAUGUCAUCGAUCGCGUCGACAAAAUCCCAGGUAAACUAAAUCUUUUAAUAUGUCUAACUCUCCUGCGGCAACACUCACACGGAUCUUUUCACACGGAGCUUAAACGGUAUAUUUAUGUGAAUUUGAUAAGUCGUUCCUUUCUGUAAUGAAGAAAGUUGCUCAAAAUCUCGACAUUCAGAUAUACAAUGCUGGUGGUAGGAAUUACCGUCUACCGCCCCGUAUCCUUAAAUGCCUUACGUUGAGUAAAAAAUGUAAAACAAAAUUGCAUCUUUUACUUCUUUUUACAGAAAUUCCCACAUGUGUUUUUAGUAUUGAAUUUACCUUCAUUAGUCAUUUUGAGUAGUUCACCGUUUCUUUUGUUUUCUGCCUUACAUCAUAUUAAAGUUUUAUCAACAUUCUUAUCACUUUUUUAUUUUUAUUUUUUGGUAUCAUCUCCUUUUCUCUAUGUUCUCCUUUGCAUCAUAUUAAAGUUUUAUCACCAAUUCACAUAUUGUUUUUGUACUAUCUAUUGUGCUUCAAAUUAUCAUCAUAGUAUAAAAAAUCCAUCUUCUUAUCUACAACAUUUUUACAUACAACAUUUUUUACCUAGAACAUUUUUAUCAUAUAAUUUUGAAAUUCUGUUUAAAGUAUCAUAUUUACAUGCUUCACCUCUUUUAUUUUGUCAAGUUUAAGAGUGUUAAAAUGGUAAGUAUAUUGUACAAUAAAAGAAACAUUUUUUUGUUAAAUAAAUACUUUAAAAAUGGUAAGUAUGCUCUACCUUAUACAAAACGUUUAUUUAAAUAAAAUAAAAACUUAAGAAUAGCAAGUAUAUUCACCAUAUAAUAAUCCGGGACUGUGCAAGUAUACUCAGAACCUAGAAGGAAACACUUUUGUAAGGGAAUGUGCAAUCCUAUAUAUACAUGGGAUAAAUUUACCUUCUAUUUUUAGACUCAUAUAAUAAAUCUGUUUGGUUAAUAAAAGCCUUAUUUCAUUUUUAUAUUUAUUAAGAGUCCCAACUAUAUGAAUGGUAAGAAUCUACCUUCUAUUUUAGACUCAUAUCAUAUAAUAAAUCUGUUUAGUUAAUAAAGCCUUAUUUCAUUUCGAUAUUUAUUAAGAGUUCCAGCUGUAUGAAUGGUAAGAAUCUUAUAAUAUUAUUAUAUACAUACAUAUAUAAAAUCGUGCACUUAAUUACAUGUAUCAUUAUUAACCCUAACUAUAUAAGGAAAUGUGCAUCUUCUAAAUUACAGAAUGAAUCAUUGAGAUUCAUAUUUAAGGGUCCAAAUAUAGUUACACACCAGCACCAAACGACCUUCUAUUAUAUAUACACGCACAUACCAUAAACUUAGAAAGGACUCGAGCAUCUUAGUGUUUGAAGGCAGAGGUUUCAACAGGUAUGUCAUUUAACCUUUUAUAGUUCAAUCAUCUUUCACCAUUAAAUACUUUUAUAGUUCAAUCUUCUUUCACCAUUAAAUCAAUGACCUUCAUUCUGAUAAAAUCCUUCGUGAACUUACAUCAUAUGAUACAUUUGUUUAGUUGUUAAUUAUAAUUAUUAUAAUAGUUAUUAUUAUAAUUAUUAUUAUAUCAUCAUCAUAUUAUUAUUAUUUCUUUUUCGGAUUUAUACUUUCCAUUAGUAAAAUUUCGGAAAAAUACAUAUACACUUAUAACUUGCUUUAAAAGUACGUUCAGUGUAUUCAUAAUUUCUGGUGUUCAAAUCUUGCUUCUUCUUUGAAUGAUAUUGCAGAAAAAAUGCCAACUGAGAAGAAAUUUCUUUCUCAUAUGACUCUUCAACUCCCACAAAAUUCUGCCUUUUUGUUUUGUGUUAGGAGAAAGUGGAUUGUGAAAGACCAGAACAUGAGCUUGGGUUCCCGCGUUUGUGAAUUAGUUUUGAUGAAUGAAAAGAACAGCUCAGAGGAAAAGACAUAUUUCAGUUCAGAAUCAGCGUGUUCCUCAACCUCAUGCAAUGAGCUCCUUCAGGAAAUUCACUCCUGAAUUCCUUAACGGCAUAAAAUGUUCUGGUGUUCCAAGUCACGAGUUGAAGCUAAAAGUUGGUGUACCGGUGAUGCUCAUGAGGAAUAUAGAUCAUUCGGCCGGCUUGUGUAAUGGUACCCGACUUUUAGUGACAAAACUUGGUGAACAUAUUAUUGAGGCACAGAUGAUGUAUGGAACUAAUGCAGGUGAGAAAUUCCUUAUCCCAAGGAUUAGUCUAACCCCGACAGAUGUGACGCUACCUUUCACAUUCAUGCGUAGGGGUGGACCGGUUCCCGUUCGGGCCUGGGCCCAGCCGUGCCUCUGUUCAUGAAAGGGGAGGCCCGGAACCGGCCCGGGUAACCCCGGGUCCGGUCCAGGCCGGGCCGGGCCUCAGUUCUAUAGUUUUUUUUUGGCUUUUCCUAAUUUACCCCCAACCCUCCCCUCUCACCCCCAAACCACCCCAAACCACCUCAAAUGGCCCAUCAUACCCAGCCCAACCCAAAAACUAAAAAAAAAAUAAAAAAAAAGAAAAAAAAUAAUUUGGCCUGGACCGGGCCCGAACCGGCCGGGCCUGAACCGGCCGGGCCGGUUCACGAAUUAGGAGGCCCAGGACCGGCCCGCCUACCUCACCGGGCCGGGUGGCCCAAACCUGGCACCAACCGGUUCACCGGGCCCGCACAGUAGCGGGCCGGUCCGGUUCCGGGCCGGUUGGCCUGGCCCGAGUCCACUCCUAUAGGCAAUUUCCUUGAUGGUUAGGGGUUAGCUAUGCAAUGACGAUGAACAAGAGCCAAGGACAAUCGUUAGAGAAUGUGGGCGUUUUUCUACGACGUCCAGUUUUUACACAUGGGUAGUUAUAUGUUGCAGUUUUGAAGGUGAUGAGUUUGUCUGGAUUGAAGUUCGUGAUAUGCGACGAUGAGGGAAAUCGAAAAAAGACCGCAAAAAAUGUUGUCUACAAAGAAGGGUUCAAUAAUUUGCAAAAUUGUAUGCUUAUUAAACUCCAAAUAUUUUUUUAUUAUGUAUUUAGUAGUGGUUACACUCAUUCCCGAGAUGAAUUAUAAUAUAAUCUUUAAUAUGAUUUAGAGGUAAAAUGAUUUUUUAUAUUUAUAAUAUUUGUAUCUUACACCCCGUGCAACACACGGGUGGAAUACUAGUAAGAUCAUCAAUCCCAGUUUUUAAAAGAAUAUAUUAAUGCUUUUUCUUUAUAUUUUUAAUUUCUUUUAUGACAUUUUCUCAUUAAAAUUCCUUUAUUGAUAUAAACUACACAAAUAAUUGCAAAUAUAAUGUCAAAAUAUGGAUAAUCAAUAAAAAUAUGACAUACAAUAAACUAUUAUUUUGUUCAAAUAUUACAUCUCAGUGACUAUACAUGUAUGUUAGUUCAAUUUAUAAACUAUAUAACUACGAUAAUCACAUUUUUAUCAAUGAGUAUUAUUUUAAUUACAUUUGAAGAAAAACCUCUUCUCUAAACCACUACAAAAAAACUGGCGUUUUGUCACGGAUUACAGCCGUGACAAAGUUGUCACGGUCUUUGUCACGGAAAAAUGGGAUUUGUCACGAAUACGUUUUGUCACGGAUACGUCUGUGACAAUUUACUCUGGUGAUCGGUUUUUUACUCCGACCAAAACAUUUUUUGCUCCCGGGCAUUUGUCACGGACAGAUCCGUGACAAAAUUCAAAAAAAGUUUGUCACGGACGGAUCCGUGACAAAAUCUGUGACAAACCUCAAUUAUUGAUUUUCCAGCGGUAACCUUUAAUAAUACGGUACGGAAAAGGAGUUGUCACGGAUAACUAUGGAAUACGCAGGGAAUUUUUUAAUGGUGUUGAAGAUUUUAUUAAAUUUGCACAAGAACAGAAGAAUUAUAUGGAUGGUGAUAAAAUCAUAUGUCCAUGUACAAAUUGUAAAAAUCUCCAAUUUAAAGAUGUCGACCAAGUUGUGUGGGAUUUGUACGAAUCAGAUGUUUUUUUGUAGUGAACUGAAUCUAACAGCGACUUUUUAAAUAAAAGCACGUUUUUUUAUAUUUGGAAUUAUGAUUUCACUUAUUCUAGUGAAAUCACAAAUUUAUCAACCAAUUAUAAAAAAAUAAUUUUGAAUCAAAUUUAUGAUUUUGUAAGCAAUUAAGUUGAACUCUAUAUUUUUUCAAAAAAAGGUUAACUUUAAAUAAUGAUCACUCAACCCUAAUUAAUAUCCCCUAAUUAUAUUAUUAUCUUAAAAAUUUAUUUUUGUUAAAAAUGCAACCGCCAUGAGUAUGACCCAUUCUUUAAAUCUAUAUACUAUCCUCCGUUCCGUUUUAAUCGCAACACGUUGAAUUUUACACUAUUUACAUGCUCUAUUUUGACUACAUUUUACGCUAUUAUUUUAUGCAAAUUAUGUUUAAAAAAAUAUUGUUCAAUUCAAGAAGAUAUACCGUGGUAGAUGAUGUUUGUCGACGAUAUUAUAUUGAUUGAUGAGACACAAUCCGAUGUUAAAGCAAAGUUGGAGGUAUGACGACAAACAUUGGAGACCAAGGUUUCAGACUGAGUAUAUGGAGUGCAAGUUUGGUGAAGGUAGAAGUAGUAGCAACAGUGAGAUUACUCUUGAUGGUAAUGAGAUACCAGUGUGUGAUAUGUUCCGUUACUUGGGUUCCAUAAUUCAGAAGGAUGGUGAAUUAGAUGGAGAUGUAUGCCAUAGAAUCAGAGCUGGUGGACGAAAUGGAAGAGUGCUUCAGGAUUUCUAUGUGAUCGAGGUAUACCGACUAGACUGAAGGGUAAAUUUUAUCGAACAACAAUUAGGCCUGCAAUAAUGUAUGCCGUAGAGUGUUGGGCGGUGAAGCAAUGCCACAUUCAAAAGAUGAGUGUGACAGAGAUGCGUAUGUUGCGUUGGAUGUGUGUACAUACCAGAAAAGACCGUUUGAGGAAUGAGAUAAUCAGACAAAAGGUGGGAGUAGCACCUAUAGAAGAUAAGAUGUAGGAGUCUCAUUUGCGGUGAUUUGGGCAUGUGCUUAGAAGACCGAGUGAUGCACCUGUUAGACGACUUGAUGGGUGGGGAGAAGAGGCAGAGAAGUGAGGGAGGGGAAGACCCAAACAGACUUGGAUUAGAGGAAUCAGAACUGAUAUGCGUCUUCUUGGGUUGGAUGAGAGUAUGACUUUGGAGAGAGCAGAGUGGAGGACAUACAUCCGUGUGGACGAUUGACGUCUU
Cuscuta europaea is the source of this 5856-nucleotide messenger RNA. Lineage: Eukaryota; Viridiplantae; Streptophyta; Magnoliopsida; Solanales; Convolvulaceae. The record is from the annotation of a GenBank genome assembly.